CUCAUAUCUAUACCCUUCUAGCUAGAGAUGCGCGAUCACGUCGUAGGAUGGAAUGAGCACGAUCCACAACGUCCUCCACCCGGGCGCUAGGCCGAUUGCCGUGUCCGAGUUUAUCGAUGCGGUGCGCGCCACUUGCAAGCCCCGUUUCCCUCAGGCGAGGGGGAUACGGCGUAGACCUGUCGCCAUCGCUGUCAGCGGCGGCGUCGACUCCAUGGCCCUAGCCUUCCUCUGCUUCCAGUCGCGCAAGAGUAACCCCGACAUCAUGAUCGCCGACAACCCCGUGUCCGGCUUCCGCGGCUUCAUCAUCGAUCACGGCCUCCGCGCCGCCUCGGCCGGGGAAGCUAACGCGACCUGCGCCGCGGUUAAGAAGAUAGGCUUUCCCGCCGAAGUCCACCGGCUCCGCUGGACCAGCAUCCUCGGUUCUUACGGCCACCCCAGCGAACUGCCCAACUUCGAGACUGUCGCCCGCACGCUUCGCUAUCGGAAACUGGGCGCCAUGUGCGCCAUUCGGCGCGCUGGCAGCCUCCUCCUCGCGCACCACGAGGACGACCAGUACGAGACGGUCCUCAUGCGCCUGCUGCAGGGGCACGGCAGUCGCGGCUUGCAAGGCAUGAAGGAGGCCUGCAAUAUCCCCGAGUGCCAGGGCCUGUUCGGCGCCCACGGCAGCGGUUUCGUCGACGACCAGCGCCUCAGCGAGCCCUUCUACAACAUGAAGCCGACGCGGAGCGAGCGCAACAGGAUACGCAGCCAGCUCAGGUCGCACUUCGACGGUCCCCCAGACCACGCAGAGACGCAAGAGGCCUCUGUGGCCGGGAUCAGCGAAUUCGACGCCGAGACGUUCUAUCUGCCGAAAAUACAGAAGCCCAUAGUAGAUAUAGGCUUCCGUACGAAACAAGACAAGGGCGUAGAGCUUCCGCAGAAUGUCGAAGUCGAAGACGGCGGGAUCAUGAUCUACCGGCCCUUGCUAGAGUUUAGCAAAGACCGGCUGAUAGCGACGUGCUUAGAGAACAACAUUCCGUGGUUCGACGACGCGACGAACCGAGACCCCACGCUUACGAUGAGAAACGCUAUCAGGCAUAUGUAUAAGGGCUAUACCUUACCAGAAGCUCUGCAGAAACCCGCUAUCCUAGCGCUCGCGAAGAGGUGCCGGCGAAGAGUCCAGAUCCAGGAGGCCGAGGCCAAAAGACUCCUGGCUCGGGUUAUUGUCCACGAUCUUAUACCGCAUUCCGGCAUGGUGACGGUCCAUUUCCCCCAGUCCGCGCCACGCCAGGCCGAGAGGGAUCUCCGCUCGCCGGAGCGCCGCCGGGCGCGCAUCCUGAAACAGAGAGAAAUUGCUGCCAUCGUCAUGCGCAAAAUCCUCGAGCUCGUGACCCCGGAAUCAGAACUCACCCCCCUAGUGAACCUUGAAAACCUCGUGCCUCGGCUCUUCCCGUCUCUUGCCUUGCCCGAGGAGGCGACGGCGAUAUAUCAUCCCCCGAAGGCUUUCAACGUCUGCGGCGUCCAUCUCGUGCCGACGCAGUCCGGCUCGGGCCCACCCGGCUGGCUCCUCUCGCGCGCGCCGUACCAGUCCACCCUACCGCUGCCGCGCGUCCGCACGCAGUACUGGGCGGUCAAGCCGGCGGACGGCGUCCGGGGCAUGACGCCGCACCCGCUGUGGCAGCUGUGGGACAACCGGUUCUGGAUCUGGAUCCGGCACCGGCUGCCGUACCGGGUGGUGGUCCAGCCGUUCCUGCUGGAGCACGCCAAGCCGUUCCGGGAGUCGCUCGCGCCCGCGGACCGCCGGCGGCUCGCCGCCCUCCUCGCGCGCUGCGCCCCCGCCAAGGUCCGCUACACCCUCCCCGCCCUCUACCUCGAGGAGCCGCUGGACCUCGGCAGCCCCGAGUUCGCGCCGCGCCCCGGCUACCCGUGCCCCGAGGACCCGACCCGCUCGCUGCACCCCGGCGUGCUGGACCCGGCGCGCAUGCAGCUCAUCGCCCUCCCCUCGCUCCACCUCAGCGUCCCGCACGUCGACCGCUGGCUCACGUACGAGGUCCGCUACCGGCACCCCGGCCGCGAGACCCUCGAGACGGCCGGGACGUUUCGCCGCGGGAUCGGGUCGGGCGGCGGCGGCGGCGGCCGAGCGGUGGUGGGGAGAAGAAGGGGGUCCCCAUCGCGACAGAGAGCCCGCCGAGCCCGCCUGAAACGCGCGAUGGCGGCGCAAGAAAUAGAGUCAAGACAGUGUAACAUUAGCCAGGCAGAACCACCCACGCUCUAUGGAAUCGGUGUGUCGUAACCGAGAGCCGUAGAAUCGGCUACGCGAAGCUUUUACUCAGAUCUAAGAGGGCUCUUGGCUGCUGGGUUGGGCCGCGCCGAGCUCGCUUGGGGUCGCUGGCGCGGGUAUAGCGCCUUAGCAUUACCUAA
Molecule: messenger RNA, 2400 nt
Organism: Durotheca rogersii
Lineage: Eukaryota; Fungi; Ascomycota; Sordariomycetes; Xylariales; Xylariaceae
Product: adenine nucleotide alpha hydrolases-like protein
Exons: 3
Coding region: 53-2272 (739 amino acids)
Biological process (GO): tRNA processing
Molecular function (GO): ligase activity, forming carbon-nitrogen bonds; ATP binding
Source: RefSeq, a predicted model, not a curated record